Molecule: messenger RNA, 1095 nt
Organism: Aspergillus fischeri NRRL 181
Lineage: Eukaryota; Fungi; Ascomycota; Eurotiomycetes; Eurotiales; Aspergillaceae
Product: putative isocitrate/isopropylmalate family dehydrogenase
Exons: 2
Coding region: 1-1095 (364 amino acids)
Molecular function (GO): oxidoreductase activity, acting on the CH-OH group of donors, NAD or NADP as acceptor; NAD binding
Source: RefSeq, a predicted model, not a curated record
AUGGCAUCUACAGGUCCAAUUACCUACCGUGUUGCGUCCAUUCCAGGAGAUGGUAUUGGGCCAGAAGUCGUUGAAGCGACGAUCCAGGUCGUUAAGAAGCUCUGCCAAAAAUUACAAACAUUCGACAUCGAAUUCACUCACAUCCCGUGGGGCACGGAAUACUACAAGGCACAUGGUCGGUAUGCAUCGGAAGACUGUCUGGACACACUGCGACAGUUUAAUGCAGUACUAUUCGGCGCUGUAGGCGCUCCAGAUGUUCCUGACCACAUCUCUCUUUGGGGUCUUUUGUUAGCAAUCCGAGGACCUUUACAAUUGUACGCCAAUGUCCGCCCGGUACGUACCUUCCCUGGCACAAAAUGUCCGCUUAGUACCGCGACAAACGGCAUCGACUGGGUUCUCGUACGCGAAAACUCAGAGGGCGAAUAUUCUGGCCAGGGCGGGCGCAGUCACGUCGGCCAGCCGUGGGAAGCUGCGACGGAGGUUGCCAUAUUCACACGGGUUGGAAUCGAGAGGAUCAUGAGAUUUGCGUUUGAAACAGCACGCUCAAGACCUCGUCGUCACUUGACAGUCGUCACUAAGAGCAACUCCAUGCGCAAUGGCAUGGUCUUGUGGGAUCAAGUGGCCGCAGAGGUCGCUAGGGAUUUCCCUGAUGUCACCUGGGACAAGAUGCUAGUGGAUGCUAUGACGAUUCGCAUGGUGGGCAAGCCCGACUCCCUGGACACUAUCGUCGGUACCAACCUGCACAUGGAUAUUCUGUCAGACUUGGCCGCCGCGCUGGCAGGAUCAAUUGGAGUUGCUCCCUCUAGCAAUUUAGACCCAACGAGGAAGAAUCCGUCCCUGUUUGAGCCCGUGCAUGGAAGUGCUUUCGACAUCACUGGCAAGGGAGUAGCCAAUCCUGUAGCGACGUUCUGGUCGGCUGCAGAGAUGCUUUCUUGGCUAGGCGAGAAGGACGCUGCAAAACAGUUGAUGGGAUGCGUUGAAAGGGUGUGCGCUGCUGGAGUCCUAACUCCAGAUCUUGGAGGGACCGCAAAUACUCAAGGGGUUGUCGAAACGGUGUGCGCAGAAAUUGAGCGCUUGGUUUUGCGACAUGAUUGA